GAGUUCCCAUUAACGCACUGGUGUGCAUCUUAUGCGUCUAGUACGCACAAAAAAAAGACAGUUUUUUGGCAAAGUGCAUCCCAAGGAUACAGGAUAAGAGUUUCAAAAAUUUUAGUAAUAGGUAAAGGAACCCUGAAAAGCCAUAAGAACCCCCAAAUCACUGGGGGUUACAAUGACCCUCAACUAUAAAAACUAGUGGGAACUCUGGAGGGAGUAGCCCUAAUUCCCUCUGGAAUUUCCAAUCCCCUCGGUGGUGAGGGUAUUGAUAUUUUCUGGAACCACGCAAUAUUAUUUGGCACCAAUUCAGAUGUCAAGUAAGUGUCUCAAGUGUGACUGACAUGAUAUUUUUUUCAAUUCUCAGGACAAUUUGAAAGAAACAGAAGAAAAGUACAGGAAAGCAAUGGUAUCAAUUGCUCAACUAGACAACGAGAAGCAGGCACUGUUGUAUCAAGUGGACUGUCUGAAGGACAGGCUGGCUGAAGAGGAAGAAAUCUCAAGUGAAGUUAAGGCUGAAUUUAAAGAGAAAACAAAGGAAUGCAGUAAAUACCAAAAGACCAUAAAGGGGAAUGAAGAAGAAAUCAAGAGACUAAAUGAAGCCAUUGAAUUUAGAGAUAACUUCUUGGCGGAGCGAGGUCUUUCCCUUUAUGAAGACCAGGAAUUGAAGGAUUGCGAAGAUCAAGAAGCAAGCACAGUUUCACUUAGAGAUGCUAUUAGUUUGGCUGUCCCUGAUGAAACUUCUUCAGACCGAAGCAGUGUGUCAGAGCCACCAAAGAGUCGUUCAAACAGUCGCCGUCCUUCCUUAUCAGAUGAAAAGGAUGUAUUAGUUUUACAGAUUAAGAAUCUUCAAGCUGAAGUAGUGUCACUGAAGAGAGAAGAUACUGAAACACCCAAGGCAAUUACAGCUGAUUUAGAAGAACUUAGAAGAGAAUUUAGUAGGCAAAUAAAUGAUUUCAAAAUAAAGCUACAAAAAGCUGAGCAGGACAAUGCGCGACUUGAAGGACUUGUGGCGAGAGUGGAAAGUCAAGUGAAGCGGUACAAAACCCAGGCGGAGGCGGCGGAAGCGACGGAGGAUUCACUCAAGGCUGAAAAAAGAAAAUUGCAAAGAGAGCUUCGUAAAGCACAAGACGAAAUAGGCGAAUUGCAAACCGUUAACGAUCACCUCCAAAAGAGAUUUGAUAAACUAAAGAGUAAAAGAAAAGACGACACGUAGUGAAUCAAGAUACACGCUAGUUACUAAACUCUAAUUCAGUUAGGAUUGCCAUGUCUAAUUCAGAUCAAAGGACCUGACAUAUUCAGUAAAUGGUUUGAACUCAGGCGCACAGGCCAGUUGAUUUAAGAGAACAGCAGGAAUCUUUUGCUCUUCCUGAUUGGUUCAAAGUCGUUAUCAGAUAACCACUGCUCUUAAUGGCGUCGCAGUGAUAUGACGCGCCUUCUGAUUGGUCGAAAACUUUAUACGAAAAAACUUCACCAAUUUUCCAAAAUAGCCCUGAUGCUGAUUUGUUUAAUUAAACUGUUAAAAGGACUAUAGAAGAUAAUUUUAUAUACGCGAGUUUAUUUUAUAUUUUCGAACAAGAAUAGCAUUUUUGUCAAUGCGGUGUUUGCUCGGUUUAGAAGAAGCAAUGUCCGGCACUAUAUAUCAAGCCACUUUUCUGCGAUGUACAAAGUUAGUUUCAAAUCGAAGGACACCUCAAAAUAAUACUAUACUAAGGUAGAAAAACAUCGAAGAAGUAAUAAUAAAACAAAAAGAAACAAGAAUGGAUGAGAUUGGGAAAGAUUCAGAAGGAUGACGAACAACGAAUGUUUUUUUCUAGACGAGUCACGUGUGAUGUUUCUUUAACAUCAUUCGAAGCUAUCGUGAAAAAAAAAGGACCUUAGUUGUCUAAGUGUUAGACGGGGCUUUUGUUUCGUAAAUUUCUCGUUUUCUCAAAGGCUCCCCUUUCAGUCAUUUCAGAGCACAAAAAGUACUUGCCGUUUACCUUUCCAAGUUGACGCUUAUUUGAUAAUGCGGAACUGGCAAUAAACCGUAUUUAAGGCUUGAAAGCGGACAGGAAUUUUCCUACCGUCUUGUUCACAAGGUGAACACUGACAAAACGUGUAGUGGUCAAUUCAUUUUCCUAGGACUAAUAAAUAAAGAAGGUGUGAGGAGAACCGCUGGGUUAUUAUACACGCGAAACAGUGUUAGUGUUGAGGGCUUGAUAUGAACACUGGAACUUGA
Messenger RNA from Orbicella faveolata, 2215 nucleotides. RefSeq names its product leucine-rich repeat flightless-interacting protein 2-like. The record is from RefSeq and is a predicted model, not a curated record. Gene Ontology annotation, biological process: regulation of DNA-templated transcription. NCBI's taxonomy places the organism in Eukaryota, Metazoa, Cnidaria, Anthozoa, Scleractinia, Merulinidae.